This is a messenger RNA of Pocillopora verrucosa, 1577 nucleotides long. RefSeq lists its product as uncharacterized. The record is from RefSeq and is a predicted model, not a curated record. NCBI's taxonomy places the organism in Eukaryota, Metazoa, Cnidaria, Anthozoa, Scleractinia, Pocilloporidae.
UUACGACCCGUUAUGAGACUGCAUUGUUGCGUGACUUUUUGGGGGGGAUUUGUGUGACAGGCUUUCUCGGAAAUAUUGCGCAGUUCCAUUCUUCACUUCGAAUUUGGACAUUCAUAUGAAAUCUGCCAGAGUUUCACCAGUAGUUGUGUUCUACACAGAGACGAUGUUGCAGUCGAAAAAGCGAGUUCAUAUUUUUAACUGUGACAACACAUACGAGCUAGAGCCCGUUGAGAAAUUGCUCGAGGAAACGAAGAAGAAAUUGUCGGAGAAAUUAAGCAUCCAUGUUGAGCCUGUAGAGAAGCAUUCAUUCAGACUUGCUCAAAUGUCUGAAAUGGUCGACAAAAUCCGAACCCAAGAGAUGGAUAUGGCCUUCUUCGUGGUUCAUGCGAGUGAAUCUCGACUCUCGAUCAACGAAGACAACGCUGGAAUUGGUUACGCCAAGAUAUACAGAGCUUUACUACAAGCGACGGGAGGAGAUGUCGUCAUCGUUAUCGGAGGAGAUGUCAAUUACGAGAGCGACGACGAAGAGAAUCGAGAGGUUAUUUCACGUUGGGCGAAGAGAAAAGUUUCCUCACAAUUCAGCAUAGAGUAUCUUGAUGGAAGAAAGAGCUUCAUCUUUUCCUGGAACAAACAACAUCGAGCAAUUCACGAAGAAGCUCUGCUGCAUCACUUUGAUCCAAACAAGAAAGGACAAAUGUUCCAUCAUCAGUCGCCAUCUACAAACCAACCAUCAAUACCAGAACUUCCAUCUCAAGCAAAAUCUCCCGAAUUGAAAAAUCCGCAGAAACCCAAAAGUCCUCCUCGUAAUGAUGAAGCCACUUCUGAAUUGACAACGGUUGAAGAAAGGCAGACUGAUUCACACCGUGGUGGCGACUGUAGCUCUGAGCGCAGCAGAGGCAGGGAGUCGUCGGAUCCUUCUUUUAGUAAUCAGAGAGACGCACAAGGAGAUCUAGAUUAUUCACAAAGGAAUUUUCCAGAAGAUAAAAGUAUCCAUUUUGAAAAUACCCAACAGCUGGUGUGGGCGACACAAUUCUCAGUUAAAUCUCCUCCCACUGUUUUACUGAGAGGUUUCGCUCGUUAUGGAAAGGUACCUGAUCAGAUAGGCGACCUUCAAAUAUGGGACCCCGAAUUUAAAGUUCCCGAUGACAUACAAGAGAGGCUGCUCAAAAAACUCCGCAACACUCCUUUGAUUGGAGUGAUAGUCAUUAAGCGCAGUGAUGGCGAAAUUGAGUGUUAUACUGACCCAAAUUUAAAAGAACUUUCGUUGGACGGGGAAAUACAGCUUGCUGCUGAUGAACAACUCAUAUUGAAAACUCGUGUUCGCAACGGAGAGGUGUCUUUUGAAGAUGUUGCUGUACAGUUUAAGUAUGGAAACGCGUGCAUUCCGCAACACAUUAUCGAUGAUUUCAGAGCUAAAGAUAAAAAACCUAAUGGUGAUCUGUACAUUAUUUCAAAUGGCUCGGAACAUUUUCGAUGUGUAAUAAAAAGUGGAAUUGAUCUUAAAAAAGUGAUAAGAAUAGUCUUGGAAGAUCUAGGUCUUCCAUGUUUAAAUCACUGAUGCUAAGUCAUUGAGUAAU